GGGUAAAUUCAGUAUUAUUGGCCACAAAAGAGUUUUUGGCUUCUUCUUCUUCAACCACCAUCAUGUCCUCUUCUUUUUCUUCUUUGAGAUGUUGUUUCUUUGUGGGUUUAAUGGUGUUUUUCUUUCUGAGUUAUGUGUGUGAAGGAGCAAGUGAUGAUGGCCAAGUCAAUGUUGGCAACAUUUCAAAGGUUGAAGAUGCAGGGAAUUUCCAUUUGUAUUAUGGCCAGACCUUCAAAGUCAUCAAGAACGCCAUUGAUGGCAAGACCUACCUUCUCAUCCAGAACAAUUCAAGAAUGGCAGCAAAGACUAAAUAUUGCACUUCAAGGAUGAAAUCAUUUGUCAUUCCCUUGUCAAAUUAUUCAGCUGAUACAGACUUCUUUCCUGUUUCCUUUUUUGAGCUGCUAGGCUUACUGGAUAGCAUGAAGGGAAUGACUUCAGACACAGUGGCUUCACAAUGUGUUCUAAAACUAUAUGAAGCUGGAGAGUUGGAGAUAAUGAACAAAACUGAUCCACAACACUUCACACAAUUUGCAGCACAUUUUGUAUCCCUAACAGGUCAAGCAGAGGCUUGCAAUUUCGUCAACUUCGUCGCUUUCAGUGAGAUUCUCCCUUUGCAGAGAGCAGAAUGGAUCAAGUUCUUGGGAGUUUAUGCAAACCUAGAAACUAGGGCUAACCAGGUGUACAAUACUGUUAAAGAAAAUUAUUUGUGUUUGAGUAAUGUAGCAGCAACCAAGACAAAAUCAUUCAAACCAACAGUAGCUUGGAUGGAGCAUAAGAAUGGUAUAUGGUCCUUUACUAAGGAAACAUACAAGAUGAAGUUUUUGGAAGAUGCAGGUGGAGAAAAUGUGGAUGGAUCUAUCAACAAGAUGACUUACAAUGUCUCUAACUCUGAUGACUUGGAGGCACUUCAUGCCAUCCUAUGUAGUGUGGAUGUGGUGAUUGAUGAAACGUAUACUUCUGAUCCUGUUGGCUACAAUCAAUCAACUUUUCUCCAAAACAUAGGUGUUGACGACAACUCUUGUUUUGCUUUCCUCACAAAUCAAAGCAUAUGGAGAUAUGAUAAAAGAAUUCAAUUAAACUCAACUACACUAGAUUGGUUCGACGGAGCGGUCUCUCAACCUCAAUUGGUUUUAGCAGAUCUAAUUGAGAUAUUGUUUCCAACUGGAAAUUACACAACAUCAUACUUCAGGAACAUUGCGAAGGAAGAAGAAAUUGUCAGCAUUAGUUCUAGCAUGUGCAAUAGGGACAGCAACCUAGCAAUGGAACCUACAGUGAUUCCAUGUCAAUAAUUUUUUAAAAGAAAAAAAAA
Messenger RNA from Tripterygium wilfordii, 1309 nucleotides. RefSeq lists its product as uncharacterized. The record is from RefSeq and is a predicted model, not a curated record. The transcript has 11 exons. The coding region runs from base 63 to 1289 and encodes 408 amino acids. NCBI's taxonomy places the organism in Eukaryota, Viridiplantae, Streptophyta, Magnoliopsida, Celastrales, Celastraceae.